CGGGCACGGGGGAGGGGGUCUCGGGGGAGGCCCGGCGGCUCUAAUUGGCUUCUCAAUGAAAGAUAAUCACCUAUUCCCUCGAGAGGCUGGGGAUUAGCACUCUGCCUCUCCUCGCCGGCGCGCUUAGACGUCUCGUCCCUGCCCUCGGAGCUCUCCGUCCGCUCGGCACCAGGGGCUCGCAGCCCGCGGCUCCCCUCUCCCGCCCGGCUUCCCUCGGCGCGCCCGCCGCCCCGGUCCCCGCGGAAACUUGGGCGGAGGGACCCGGGGAGGAAGAUGAGCGAGUUGGAGGAGGACUUUGCCCAGAUUCUCAUGCUCAAGGAGGAGCGGAUCAAGGAGCUGGAGAAGCGGCUGUCGGAGAAGGAGGAGGAGAUCCAGGAGCUGCGGCGGAAGCUGCACAAAUGCCAGUCCGUGCUGCCCGCGCCCUCGCCGCACAUCGGGCCGCGCACCACCCGGGCGCAGGGCAUCUCGGCCGAGCCGCAGACCUACCGCUCCUUCCACGACCUGCGACAGGCGUUCCGGAAGUUCACCAAGUCCGAGAGGUCCAAGGAUCUCAUAAAGGAAGCUAUCCUUGACAAUGACUUUAUGAAGAACCUGGAGCUGUCGCAGAUCCAGGAGAUUGUGGAUUGUAUGUACCCGGUGGAAUAUGGCAAAGACAGUUGCAUCAUCAAAGAAGGAGAUGUGGGGUCGCUGGUGUAUGUUAUGGAAGAUGGAAAAGUGGAAGUCACAAAAGAAGGCGUGAAGUUGUGCACCAUGGGUCCAGGAAAAGUGUUCGGGGAGUUGGCGAUUCUCUACAACUGUACUCGGACAGCUACCGUCAAGACUCUGGUGAAUGUGAAACUCUGGGCCAUCGAUCGACAAUGUUUUCAAACAAUCAUGAUGAGGACAGGACUCAUCAAACAUACCGAGUAUAUGGAAUUUUUAAAAAGUGUCCCAACGUUCCAGAGCCUUCCUGAAGAGAUCCUCAGUAAGCUUGCCGAUGUCCUUGAAGAGACCCACUACGAGAACGGGGAGUAUAUCAUCAGGCAAGGUGCAAGAGGGGACACCUUCUUUAUCAUCAGUAAAGGCACGGUUAAUGUUACUCGGGAAGACUCACCAAGUGAAGACCCACUCUUCCUUAGAACUUUAGGGAAAGGAGACUGGUUUGGAGAGAAAGCCUUGCAGGGGGAGGAUGUGAGGACAGCCAACGUAAUUGCUGCAGAGGCGGUGACCUGCCUGGUCAUUGACAGAGACUCUUUCAAGCAUUUGAUUGGAGGACUGGAUGACGUGUCCAAUAAAGCCUAUGAGGACGCAGAAGCUAAAGCAAAAUACGAAGCCGAAGCUGCUUUCUUCGCCAACCUGAAGCUGUCUGACUUCAACAUCAUCGACACCCUUGGAGUUGGGGGCUUCGGACGAGUGGAGCUGGUCCAGCUGAAAAGUGAGGAGUCCAAGACUUUCGCCAUGAAGAUCCUCAAGAAACGCCACAUUGUGGAUACCAGACAGCAGGAGCACAUUCGCUCCGAGAAGCAGAUCAUGCAGGGAGCUCAUUCUGACUUCAUAGUCAGACUAUACAGAACAUUCAAGGACAGCAAAUAUUUGUAUAUGCUGAUGGAAGUUUGCCUAGGUGGAGAGCUUUGGACCAUUCUCAGGGAUAGAGGUUCAUUUGAAGAUUCUACGACCAGAUUUUACACCGCAUGUGUGGUGGAAGCAUUUGCCUAUCUGCAUUCCAAGGGAAUCAUUUACAGGGACCUCAAGCCAGAAAAUCUCAUCCUGGACCACCGAGGCUACACCAAGCUGGUUGAUUUUGGCUUUGCAAAGAAAAUAGGAUUUGGAAAGAAAACAUGGACUUUUUGUGGGACUCCUGAGUAUGUGGCCCCAGAGGUCAUCCUGAACAAAGGCCACGACAUCUCAGCUGACUACUGGUCCCUGGGGAUUCUGAUGUAUGAGCUUCUGACUGGCAGCCCGCCGUUCUCAGGCCCAGACCCUAUGAAAACCUAUAACAUCAUACUGAGGGGGAUUGACAUGAUAGAAUUUCCAAAGAAGAUUGUCAAAAAUGCUGCUAAUUUAAUUAAAAAACUAUGCAGGGAUAACCCAUCAGAAAGACUAGGGAAUUUGAAAAAUGGCGUGAAAGAUAUUCAAAAGCACAAAUGGUUUGAGGGCUUUAACUGGGAAGGCUUAAGAAAAGGCACCUUGACACCUCCUAUAAUACCAAGCGUUGCAUCACCCACAGACACAAGCAAUUUUGACAGUUUCCCUGAGGACAACGACGACCCGCCACCUGAUGACAACUCGGGCUGGGACAUAGACUUCUAGCGUGUCUCUCUUGCCUGCUUCUGCCUUGCUGAAGCCAGCUUUCUCCGAGACACAGCUGCCAGCAAGCCUGAGGGACGGGGAGAAGAUUAGUGCUCGGGGUCACCAUGAUGCCUUUGAUCGAUGCUGCUCCAGUAACUACAGUGGCAUUAGGACUUAUUGCUUAGAUGACAAUAGUGCUCUUUCCAUGUUUUCUGUUUGAUGCUAAAAAUAGCAGUUGACAUGGUGGUCCUGAAGCAAAGCCUUUCACCAGUAAAGAGAGGUUUUCUAUUGUUGCAACGAUCUUGCUUUGCUCUGACUAUAAUUUGAAAGACUGUAAGAAAUACUUCAACCUAGGAAAAGGGCACGGUAGUUACCGUGGUACAAACCUGGGCUCUUCCUUUCCUUCGCGUGAGGCCGUGGGAUCUAUCAGUGCUGGCCGGUGUACAUACCGUACAAAAGAGGGCCACGCAUAUGGGUCACGGGGUUCAUGUCAAGCCAGUGCUAGACGGUUCCCGAUUUUUUUCCCAGCAGUGCUGAUGACGAGGCUGAAUGUUCCCUUUCCUUUCUGACAGAUUUUAAAAACUGACACGAUCAAAGCACAACUGCUGUGAGCCUCAUGGCGGGGUAUAGACGCGUUUUCACGGAGGACUGAAAACACCCACAACCUGCAUGACAUUUGUUUGUUUCUUCUUUGAUAAAUUGGCAUGACCGAGUGGAAAAAAAAAAAAAGCAAUUCACAAACCAUUUCAUAUAUUUUUAAAUAUUGUGCUUCAAGAUGGUCCUGGGAAUCAGUGACUAGCAGCCAAUUGAUUUUUGUUUAUUACCUGACACACUGAGGCUUAAAAGAAUCCCUUUUAUAAAA
Messenger RNA from Suricata suricatta (meerkat), 3130 nucleotides. RefSeq names its product protein kinase cGMP-dependent 1 (gene PRKG1). The record is from RefSeq and is a predicted model, not a curated record. The transcript has 18 exons. The coding region runs from base 274 to 2289 and encodes 671 amino acids. Gene Ontology annotation, molecular function: cGMP-dependent protein kinase activity; ATP binding. NCBI's taxonomy places the organism in Eukaryota, Metazoa, Chordata, Mammalia, Carnivora, Herpestidae. Gene Ontology annotation, biological process: protein phosphorylation.